This is a messenger RNA of Ectocarpus siliculosus, 267 nucleotides long. Lineage: Eukaryota; Phaeophyceae; Ectocarpales; Ectocarpaceae. The record is from the annotation of a GenBank genome assembly.
AUGUCUGCCAGGCCAGUUAUCAAGACGAGCACAAUGGCACCAGAUAUGCAGGAGGCUGCGAUCCAGGUUGCCCAGGACGCCAUUCGCGACAACAAUUUGGAGAAGGACAUUGCGAACGCGGUGAAGGCUGCCUUUGAAGGCCUUUAUCCCUCUCUGUGGCACUGCUUUGUCGGCAGGAAUUUUGGAUGCUUCGUCACGCAUGAGCACACAAAGUUUGUGUACUUGUACAUCGGGCAAAUUGGCGUAUGCCUUUUCUCCACCGCAUGA